UAAGGGUUGCGCUAGCUGUUACCUCCCGGAUGAUGUUGCGCAGAAGAAGACGCCGUCGGGGGGAGACAAGAGGAAGAAGAUGACAGGGCGCGCAAAAAGAAAACCCAAAUCCAGUCAGGAGUCGGGCACGGGCAAAGGGGAGGUGAAAAAAGUCUGCACGGGUGAAUCCAAAGAGGCGCCGUUGUCCGAGGUGAAUUCAGAGCAGCGUGAUGAGGUCACGCAGCUGUACAAGCUGCAGACGCCGGAGGAUCUGUACCACUUCUGGGACUUCUGCAAGGAGCUUUGUCCUGACAGCCCUCGUGGUGCACUGAAAGACACACUCGGUUUGCAGCUGGUCGGUCCUUUUGACGUUCUCGCCGGAGCUCACAAACUCUCAAAGAACCCUCAGCCCAACUUCCACCUUCACUGGAGGUAUUUUUACGACCCCCCUGAGUUUCAGACCAUCCUUCGGGGGGGCGAGGACAGUCAGCAGCACCUGGGCUAUUACAGAGACACUCCAGACUCCAUGCCCUCGUUUGUCGGGGAGAACGACGCAAAGAAAGGCUACACGAUCGCACAGAUGGGGGACAACGUGUUUGCUGCUGUCCUGUUGUUUCUGUUAAAGAGAAGGAAAGAGAGAGGCGGAAAGAAAGCAGCUGGAGAUGCUUUGGAAAGCCUGGAGGUCCAGCUGAGAGAGCGGGCAGAGAGGCUGGGCUUGUCUCUGGAGCAGAAGACAAAGAGCAUGAAGCAGAGGGACAAGAAGGUCGUCACCAAGACUUUUCACUCUGCUGGCAUCGUUGUACCUGUAGACAAGAAUGAUGUAGGAUACAGAGAACUACCAGAGACAGACGCUGGUCUCAAAAAGAUUUGUAAAGCGAUCGCUGAAGCCCAAAACGACGAGGAGCGCGUGAAAGCCUUCGGACCUCUCCAGGAGAUGAUCACCUUUGUCCAGUUUGCCAACGACGAGUGUGACUACGGCAUGGGCUACGAGCUGGGAAUAGAUCUCUUCAGUUACGGAUCUCAUUAUUUCCACAAGGUCAUCAAGCAGCUUCUGCCCAUGGCUUACAACCUGCUCAAAAGGAAUUUAUUUGGGGAAAUUCUUGAGGCCCACCUCUCCAGCCGUAGCCAUGACGACCUGGACCAACUCUCUGAGCGAUAAAAAGAUGGGAAAAAAAAAAAAAAAGACUCACAUGUCCACUUCAGUUCGGGCUCUCAUAAGCUUUUUUUUUCUCCACCGUUAAUCUGUGUCUUUUGUUGUUCGUCACUGUUCAUGUUACUUGAUUGUUAUGGUGCUGCUGUCAUUGAUUUUGAACCAGUUCAAUGAGUUUCAUGUUUUUAAAAAGAACCUAGAUGUCUAAUAAAGUAUUUUUUUAUAUA
Messenger RNA from Labrus mixtus (cuckoo wrasse), 1356 nucleotides. RefSeq names its product histone PARylation factor 1. Gene Ontology annotation, molecular function: poly-ADP-D-ribose binding; histone binding. Lineage: Eukaryota; Metazoa; Chordata; Actinopteri; Labriformes; Labridae. The record is from RefSeq and is a predicted model, not a curated record. Bases 80 to 1138 code for a protein of 352 amino acids. Gene Ontology annotation, biological process: DNA damage response; regulation of protein ADP-ribosylation. The transcript has 8 exons. Gene Ontology annotation, cellular component: nucleus.